Molecule: messenger RNA, 1143 nt
Organism: Mya arenaria
Lineage: Eukaryota; Metazoa; Mollusca; Bivalvia; Myida; Myidae
Exons: 2
Coding region: 1-1143 (380 amino acids)
Source: RefSeq, a predicted model, not a curated record
AUGGAUGACCUGAGUGAAAUGACGGUUGAAAAGUUUAAAAUGUGGUCAUUACAUGCUAUUAAAGUGUAUUUGUCUAGAAGAAAGAAGCCAGUGGAUGGGAACCUUGAUGAGUUAUCAGCGAGGGCAUUUUGUGCCUGGGAAGAAAACCUGCCAGUAGACGCCAACGCUGAGCUCGCAGAACAUCGUCUUCAGCAUGAAUACAAGGCUAAGCUUAACCCUGGAGAUGAAGUGAUUCCGGACCCCUUUUCAUUGACAUCUGGUUGGAAAUGUGAGAAGGAUGGCUUAGCUACCUGGCCCUCGGUUUACAUUACAGACAUUGCAGAGUACUUGAAUGGAAUGGCUUCUAGUGAGAUAGUCCAUAGGUUGUUGAAUGAAUACAAGGAAGGAAAAGCAUAUAGGUAUUUGGAAUGUCCAGAGACAGUGAAGGCCCAAAUUCCAACAGUAGAUAAUAUUAAAUAUCUUCUUGAAGAGAAUGGCAAAAUAGUGCUCGAUUCAAAACACCCCUACUAUUUCCAAAUACAGGGACAAAUGGGCAUUCUUGGCCGAAGCUUCUGUGACCUAUUCAUUUAUACUUUACAUGGCAGUCUUACUGUCAGAGUAUGUUUUGACAUGCAAUUUGGGUCUUCGCUAGAAAAUGGUCUUAGUUCAUUUUGGACUAAACACAUGUUCCAGGCUAUCUGUGGGAUGAACAGGAAUGAUCAGCCUUCUAACAGAGAUGAAAACAAGACUAAACACAUGUUCCAGGCUAUCUGUGGGAUGAACAGGAAUGAUCAGCCUUCUAACAGAGAUGAAAACCAGACUCCACUGCUGAAAACCACAGGAUCUGACCCAAACAACAACGCCAUCCCUGUUGCUGCUGAGCAAAAUGUUGAACGUCCUGCAAUAUCAGCACGACGUGCUUUGAUUCCAAUCAGCACACAGCCAUUGAAGCGGAAAAAGAAAACCAGAAAGGCUGAGUCAAAGACAAUUGUAUUCCUCUGUGGUAUAUGUGGUUUGGAUUGUUUGGAUGAGCCACAAAGUGAGAAUAUCCAGUCUGUUCAGUGUGAUGGAUGUAGUGUUUGGACACAUUAUGUUUGUGCUGGGGUGACAGAUGAGUUAGUGAGUAUUGCUCUCAAGUGGUUCUGCAAAAAGUGUAAAAACUGA